Apis mellifera (honey bee) is the source of this 1616-nucleotide messenger RNA. RefSeq names its product FIT family protein CG10671 (gene Fitm). NCBI's taxonomy places the organism in Eukaryota, Metazoa, Arthropoda, Insecta, Hymenoptera, Apidae. Gene Ontology annotation, biological process: phospholipid biosynthetic process; lipid droplet organization; lipid storage. The coding region runs from base 331 to 1509 and encodes 392 amino acids. Gene Ontology annotation, cellular component: endoplasmic reticulum membrane. The record is from RefSeq and is a predicted model, not a curated record. The transcript has a single exon.
AUGUGAAAGAAGUUUAAUUGUAGACUUAAUGGAGCAAUAUUGUAGAUUUUUGAUGAUAGUAUAAGUGAAAGGCUAUUGGAUGACAGAGCAAGUCGAUGUAAUCAAAGCAUACAGUGUAUGUAAUACUAUUUACAAUAACGGGUAUUAUCUUAUAUUUAUUGAUAAUAUCUAAAUUUGUGCAUACAAGAGUUUCAGCUGCAUGUAGAAACGGAUACAAACAGCUAAAAGUUAACCUUCAUUGUGUAAAAGGAAUUAAUUUACCAUGCAGCAAUAUAACGUAACUUUUAAAUAUUAAUACGUACGUAUGAUAACCCCCAAAUUGAUAAUACGAUGGCUACAGGAAAACGAAGAGGCAUGCAUUCAUCAUCCGGUAGCUCCGCGAUGUUCGGAUCAUCGGCUAGUAAUUUAAGGUCGAGUCGUCUAAAUUUUCGUCCAAAUUCAAGCCAAGAAGACAGAGGCGGAACUCGACCAACAGCUGCUCCAAGCUCCAUAGGUCUCAUACUUGUAACGAUGUUUUUACAUGUUUGUAAAAAAUCUCUACUCUUUGAUACAAGACUCAAAGUUACUAUAUAUUGUGGUGCGAUAUUUGUAGUAUCACUAAUAGCAGAUUUUAUCGCUAUGCCAAGAACUUAUUUUUCACGUUCAGAUAACGCUCUUAAUCAAUAUUUUGUGAAAUGGGGAUGGGGAUGGUUAUUGAGUGUAACUGUUCCAUGGGUUGCAUUAACUGCACAUACAAUUGGCUGUGGUCGUAGAUCAAUUCUAUUAAAACAUCUUGCUAGAUUGGGAUUAGCUACAAUUGCGUGGAUAUUAUGGAUAAAAUUAUUUAAUUAUAUUGAAACCAAUUAUGGUCGAUGUCUUAGUACAAAAGAUAUACAAUUACAGACAAAAGCAAAAUGUCUUCAAUCUGGUAAAUUUUGGAGUGGUUUUGAUAUAUCUGGACAUACAUUUAUUCUUAUGUAUUCAAGCUUAAUUCUAGCAGAAGAAGGUUCUUCAUUGGUUGGAUGGGAAGGUAUAAAGGAUUUAAUUAUGCGCGAAGAACAUUCGCGAAUUACCCCAAAUGAACCUAAUACUGGACCGCUUCGAAAUCUUUCGAAUUCUGAUUUGGAAUUUUUAAAAAAAGCACAUAAAGCACUUACGCCCUAUUUAAGAGGUCUUUUUGUUGCAAUGACAUUGCAACAAUUACUUUGGGAUACUAUGUUAAUAUCUACAAUGCUCUAUUAUCAUAUUAUGAUAGAAAAAUUUCUUGGAGGUGUAGCCGCCGUUUUAACAUGGUACAUUACGUAUCAAUGGUGGUAUAAAUCUUCAAAAAGCACAUUGCCUGCACCUGGCGAUGGUUUAUUCAAAUAUAAUGAGGUAAAAACCCAUGACAAUAAUUUAAUUAGAUCGAGACGUAGUACAUUAAAUGGUACUAAUAGAUUUAUGGGACUUCCUAUUCGUACGAGUCAGGAAAAUAUCGAUAGCGGUAUUAAUAGGCAAUCAGAUUCCGAAAUAACUGUUCUGAGAACAUAACAAAAAUUCUAGUUUUCACAUUUGAUAAUAGGAUUGAUCAAUAAUUCUAAUACUUAUGUAAUUUUUUUACAUGUAUAUAUAUUAAAUAUAAAAAUGUAAUAUCCUGA